UCCGCCUUUUUGAUUGGUGCGCCGUGUGGGGUGUAGGUGCAUAAUGCGUAGGUAUUUGCUCAACAUUGCCUACAUUGGCACGAAUUUUCGUGGCAUACAGAAGACCGUAAACAAGUUGGAGGAAGCGCGUCUAGAUACGAAUUCAAUUCAGGGCUGUUUGGAGUUGGCAUUGCGCGUUUUUCAUCCUAAAAACGAAAUCCAAACCGUGCUGUCCAGUCGCACAGAUGCCGGCGUGCACGCCCUGCACUCGACAGUUCACGUCGAUUUGGAACGCAGAGAUAAUAAAUUCUACGAUACGACCACGUUGACAGGUGUACUCAAUCGAACCCUGGACAAGCAGAACCUGCCAAUACGCGUGCUAAGUACGCAGCGCGUGCCAGACACGUUUCAUUGCCGUUAUCACGCCAUCGGACGCACCUAUUUAUAUCGCGUGGCAGUGGCCAAGAAUGUGACACAGUCGAAUACCAUCAAUAGUUUAAGGAACAAAGGCUACGAAUCGUUUGUGCCCGUUGAGGAGAUAGACAGGUGUUACUUUCUGCAGAAUAAUAACUUUGAUAUAGAACGACUGAAGAAUGCGGCGCGCAUGUUCCUUGGCGUUCACGACUUUCGCACCUUUAUGAGCGUCAGUCGACAGAAGAGUCCCAGUCGCGACCAUCCCAUGUUCACGGUGCGCAAAAUCGAUGAGAUUAAUAUACGUGCUGGACAAAGCCUUGCACUGGGCCCAAACGCAACGUUGGCAUCACAAAUCUACGACUAUUGGGACAUAGAGAUCAAGGCCAAGUCGUUUCUGUACAAGCAGGUUCGACGCAUUGUGGGCACGCUUCUGGCGCUGGCAAAUGGCCGUAUAGACGAACGCUGCAUUUAUGAAAUGCUAACGAUUCCUUCCAAGCACACCUGGGAGCCUCGUAUACUGGUUGCGCCCGCGUCCGGUCUCUACCUGUGUCGUGUGCACUACAACGAUACGGCUUUCGAGCUUCCAGACGAGACUAGUCCUUAAACCAGGAGAAACCAUGAUAUUGC
Molecule: messenger RNA, 1020 nt
Organism: Drosophila novamexicana
Lineage: Eukaryota; Metazoa; Arthropoda; Insecta; Diptera; Drosophilidae
Product: tRNA pseudouridine synthase-like 1
Exons: 4
Coding region: 44-997 (317 amino acids)
Biological process (GO): tRNA pseudouridine synthesis
Molecular function (GO): pseudouridine synthase activity; RNA binding
Source: RefSeq, a predicted model, not a curated record